CUCAAGUAUCUUCUAAAGCAUCACAAGUAAAACACAGCAGUUGUUUUUCAAAAUGAAGUCCUUCAUCGCAAUCAUCGCUUUGGUCUUUGCCGCCAUCGCUCAGGCAUCUUAUGUCCCAGCUGUCCUGGAUCAUCAACUGUCCUGGCCGGUGAGCACCUCGGUUUGGCCAGCAAACGGAAUCUAUGGAAAGACUCUGCUGACACCACCAGCAGCGGUGACCAAGUAUGCUCACCCUGGAAUCUACGGAAGUGCCUGGCCAGUGUACGGAAAGACCUGGGGAUAUUCGGCUCCAGUUGUGACCAAGGUUGUUGACAAUGGACUGUGGAACUAUGGCGGACACGGUUAUGGUUUGGGAUACAACAAGUACUGGUAAUGUAAAAAUAAGA
Molecule: messenger RNA, 386 nt
Organism: Toxorhynchites rutilus septentrionalis
Lineage: Eukaryota; Metazoa; Arthropoda; Insecta; Diptera; Culicidae
Exons: 2
Coding region: 53-373 (106 amino acids)
Source: RefSeq, a predicted model, not a curated record